UCUCGCAUCGCAUGGAUGUCACGCUCCUGGCGGCACCGAUCGCACGUUACCCCUACCCACACCGCAGCCCGGCCCGGGCCCCGGAAAUUCGCGUCGCGCAAGCCGACGCCCAAACCCCGUCGGCCUCCCCACACCAAAAUAAGCGCCUGCCCCCACCGGAAAGCGGCCGCCCCCUCUCCCGUCUCUCCCCCUUCCCCCCUCCCCUCCGUAGCGGCAGCGGCGGCGGCGGCAGGCUCGCCGGCGCUGGCGGCGAGGGCAAUGCUGCUGCGGCGCCGCCGGCGGUGCCGGGGCGUGGUGCUGCUCCUCCUCCUCGCGUCGGUGCUCGCGCCCCUCGUGCUGUACGGCGGCUCCCCCGUCUCGGUCGCGCCCCUCCCGGACUCCACCGUGGCGAGCGGCGCGUUCGACCCGGAGGGCGCGUCCAAUCUGGUGUGGCCGCACAUGGCAGCGUCCGCGGUGUCUCUGGCCAAAGAUUUGAUAAUUGAAAGGCUUGGGGAGCACAAGAACCGUGUGCUAUCAGCAACUGAUCGCUGGCAAGUGGUUGAGGCAGGGAGCAGCAAGAGCCGUCCAUCUGGAAAAUCAGAUACUGCUGCUGUCAGGGAGCGGAGGGCGGAAGAGGAAGGUGACCCGGUUGUCGUGGGGAAUGGCAGUGCUGGCUUGGGGCAGGACGGCAUCAUUAAGGAGGUUGUGGGAAGCCAGAGAAGGGCAGAUGGAUCUGGUGAGACCGGGGAUAGCAGGGAGGUUGGGGAGCAGAACGGAAAAGAAGUUGGGAUGGAGUUGCCUCACGCAACUGACGUGCUGCAGAAAAAUGGGUCAGAUGGACUAGAAAUGAACGACGGUUCUGGACUGCGCACUGUUCGAAUCCUGAAUUCAUCUUCUAUCAAGGAAAGUGGUGCUCAUAGUUCAUCCAACAAGACUAGAGAGCAGCAAACAAGUGCAAGUAACAGUAACACUGCUCACCAUGGAACAAAUAGUAUUGCUGGUCAAACCACAACUUUGUCAGAUGCUACAAUCCACAUCAUCAAGGACCAGCUAACAAGAGCAAAGAUGUACCUUGGAUUGUUUGCUUCUAGGGGUAAUCAUGGCUUCGUGAGGGAGCUCCGUGCACGGAUGAGGGAUAUACAACGAGCACUAGGCGAUGCGACCAGUGAUCGGCAAUUACCUCAGAACGUCCACAGCAAAAUUAGAGCAAUGGAGCAGACAUUGGUGAAGGUCAGGAGAAUUCAUGAUAGUUGCUCUAGUGCUGUGAAUAGGAUCAAAACAGUCCUUCACUCAACAGAGCAGCAACUCGAAUCAAACAAAAGACAAGCUAACUAUCUAGCGCAAGUGGCAGCAAAAUCUCUACCCAAGGGUCUCCAUUGCCUUACACUGCGGCUUACAAAUGAGUACUAUUUCACCAACUCAAAGAAUAAGGACUUUCCCUACGUGCAGAAGCUGGAAGACCCCAAACUCUAUCAUUAUGCCUUGUUUUCAGACAAUGUAUUGGCUGCUGCAGUGGUUGUUAACUCAACUCUUGUCCAUGCUAAGAAGCCAGAAAAACAUGUAUUCCACAUUGUGACUGAUAGGCUUAACUAUGCUGCAAUGAAAAUGUGGUUCCUGGCUAAUCCCUUGGGUAAAGCUGCCAUUCAGGUUCAGAACAUUGAAGAGUUUACAUGGUUAAAUUCAAGCUACAGUCCAGUUCUGAAGCAAUUGGAAACCCAGUUUAUGAUUAAUUACUACUUCAGAACUGGGCAUGCUAGGCAUGAUGAAAAUCCGAAGUUUCGGAACCCCAAGUACUUGUCAAUUCUCAACCAUCUGAGGUUCUAUCUCCCUGAGAUCUUCCCAAAGCUUAACAAGGUGUUAUUUCUGGACGAUGAUACUGUAGUGCAGCGAGACCUAAGUGCUCUUUGGUUGGUAGAUCUCAAAGGCAAGGUUAAUGGUGCUGUCGAGACCUGUAGACAGGCAUUCCAUAGGUUUGAUAAGUACCUCAACUUCUCAAACCCUCUUAUUGCCAAGAAUUUUGAUCCACAUGCUUGCGGUUGGGCAUAUGGCAUGAACAUGUUUGAUUUGUCUGAGUGGAGAAAGCAAAACAUCACUGAGGUCUACCAUACCUGGCAGAAGUUGAAUGAAAACAGGCUAUUGUGGAAGCUAGGUACCCUCCCGGCUGGUCUUGUAACCUUCUGGAACCGCACGUUCCCUCUUGAUCAUUCGUGGCAUCAAUUAGGACUUGGGUACAACCCAAAUGUCAACGAAAAGGAUAUCAGGCGAGCGGCUGUCAUCCACUACAAUGGAAACUUGAAGCCCUGGCUUGAGAUUGGAUUGCCCAAAUACCGCAAGUACUGGUCAGCACACGUCAAUUACGAUCAAGUGUUUCUACGGGAGUGCAAUAUAAACCCGUGAACAGCAAAUAGUGGUCUAUGGUGUAUCCUUUUCUUUUCGAUUAUUUCUUAGACCGAUUCUUUGUGCUCUAGGUAAAUUAAAUUGCCUAGAGUGCUUAUUCUUUGUAACUGAUGUCUUUCCUGAUGUAAAGGUGCCAGCAGGUUGGUGGUAGGCUUAGAUCAUACAAACAGUUAGUAGCCAAGGCGUAUUUCAUUUUGUGCUUAUAAAUGCUAAUAUAGUAGAUAAUUUUUGACUGUAUGAAUCGAAUGCUAUGUUAAAUGCUCCCACAAAUAGUAUAGUUUGCCAGUUGGCAAUGCUUUUCCACUA
Molecule: messenger RNA, 2682 nt
Organism: Sorghum bicolor (sorghum)
Lineage: Eukaryota; Viridiplantae; Streptophyta; Magnoliopsida; Poales; Poaceae
Product: probable galacturonosyltransferase 4
Exons: 7
Coding region: 16-2376 (786 amino acids)
Molecular function (GO): polygalacturonate 4-alpha-galacturonosyltransferase activity
Source: RefSeq, a predicted model, not a curated record